AAAAUACUGAUUUAUUGGCUGGAAUCUUAGAAGCUGCUAACCAUGAAGAAUACAGGUACACAAAUAAAGAACUUAGAGAUGAUAUAGUUGUUCAUUUUGCUGCCGGACAUGACAGCAACGUUGCUUUUUAUCAUUUAGCAAAAUAUCCAGCUAUUCAAAAAAAAGCUAGAGAAGAAGCAAUUAAGGUUUUAGGAAGUACUUCAAAAUUACCAACUUUUGAUAAUAUUAAGGACCUAAAAUACAUAACGGCAAUAAUUAUGGAAUCGCUUCGCAUGUAUCCACCAGUAGUACAACCAUUAUUUCGUACUCCUACUAGACCAUUAAAUUUAUCGAGAAACAUUACGAUACCGAAAGGAGUAAAUAUUACAGUGAACUUUUGGCAAAUUCACAGAAAUCCGAAUCUUUGGAAUGAUGUUGAUAAAUUUAUACCUGAAAGGUUUAUCAAUCAUGAAAAAGAGAUGAAAAAUAAUUGGGUUCCAUUUUCUGGUGGGCCUAGAAAUUGCAUUGGCCAAAAUUUUUCAAUGAUGGAACAAAAAGUUAUUAUUGCAAUGACACUACUUAAUUUUGAGGUCUCCUUACCUCAGAAUACUCAACACGCUGAUAAAAUAUUACUAUCAUCAUCCUUAAUGCUGCAUCCCAAAAAUUUAGAACUUGUAUUUUCAAAGUUGAAGUAG
This is a messenger RNA of Racocetra persica, 674 nucleotides long. NCBI's taxonomy places the organism in Eukaryota, Fungi, Glomeromycota, Glomeromycetes, Diversisporales, Gigasporaceae. The record is from the annotation of a GenBank genome assembly.